CACUGAAGUCUUUCGUCGAUUCGUAUCCACUCUCGAUUCGCGAGAUGCCCCGCCAGUGUAAUCGACAGCUACAUCCUACUCGAUAGCUACCUGAUUGACAAAGCAGAGCGUGCUAUUUUGUAUAAUAUAGUCGAGUACCUUUCCGGGCAUUAUUUCGGACCCACUGCGACGCUUACGUUGGCGCCAAGACAGCAAUUAACGAAGCCGCAAGACCUUUGGUAAACUCUGUAGAUUAUGGACGGCAUAGCUGGAAAUUUGCCAAAGGUGCGUACAUAUAAGAUGGUGUGGUACACAUCUUGAAUUGACCAGAGGCGUUCAUCCGCGUCAACCAAGACCACCAUGCAAUUCCCAAAACGCAGCCUUUCGGGCGUACUUUCGAUCUCCUUCCUCACCACACUCAUAGCUAGUGUAUCUGCCCAAGAUGCAACGGUCUUGAGAACAUGUCUGACCCAGAAACGUCUGCAAGUGAUCGUUGCAGCAGACACCAAUUGGGAAACCGCAACAUCACCAUGGUCGCUACGAUACAAUCCUGAGCCGGCAGCGGUUAUAACACCAGUCACAAAGGAAGAUAUCGCUGCAGCGCUGGCAUGUGCAGUUGAGGCCGAGGUCAAGGUUUCAGCCCUCAAUGGCGGACACUCUUAUGGCGCCUACGGCUUGGGCGGCACCCACGACGGUGCUCUCGUCAUCAACAUGGUGAAUUUCGACGAUGUGACAUUCAACGAAUCCAACCAGCUCUUGACGUAUGGAGGUGGAAGCCGUGUUGGACCAGUAGCUACAUGGCUGUGGGAGAAUCAUGGGCUUCACUUCCCGCACGUGAGAGCUAAUUGGAUUGGUUUGGCCGGUUCUUCAAUCGGUGGUGGGUUCGGAACUACAACUCGUUUCCUCGGCACGCCAAUGGAUUUCCUCGACAGCGUCGAGUAUAUGUUGUACAACGGCACUGUUGUCAAAGCUUCACGACAAGAGAAUGCAGAUCUCUUCUGGGUAGCUCAAGGAGCUGGUUCAUCAUAUGGUAUUUUACUCUCCCUAACCACGAGGACCUGGAAGCCCGAGCACGAGAGAGUGACCAACUUCACCCUUUCCUUGCCAGCCGAUACCACUAUCGAGACCGGUGUCGAAGCUCUCCUGGCAAUUCAAGACUACGCGCAAACCGACGCCCCUGAUACAUUCGCCAUCAGAUGGCAACUCGCCACGCCUUGGUCCGGAAGUGGAUAUUUUUACGGCAACCCUGAUGACUUCAGCAGCGUCAUUGCUCCCCUUCUCGAGCGCUUGCCAAACACCACCACCCUGGUGACUUCGACCGAGGACUUCUGGACUAUGGAAAACAUUGCCACACCUUCCCUCAACGGAACAUCCGACACCUUCCCACCACGAAGCAUGUACCUUCAGGCUCUCGUCCUACGAGCCGACCAGCCGUUUACAUAUGAAUCUGCAUAUGCUUUGUACGAGCACACGACUUUCGCAUUCAACCGCACCGACAUGACCAAGUUCGGAUUUCUUGACCUCUGGGGCGGCAAGCCCGCACGAGAGAUUCGCGACACGGAUACUUCUCACGCACACGCCAACAACCUCUGGCUCGUACGCUGGGAAGGUCGAUUGGCAAACGGUCUGAGCCAGUGGCCUGCUGACGGCAUCAAGUACAUGCAGGAUGGAUUUAAGCCGUUCGAGGACCAGUUACGGAAGGAGGGCAUCCCGCUGAGAGGUUUCGUCAAUUAUCGCGACACUGAAUUGACAGAGAAGCAGUGGAGCGAGAGGUUGUACGGAGCGAACUACGAGAGGAUGAAGCAGAUCAAGACGGACGUUGAUCCAAGGGGCAUUUUCACGACCAACGAUCAGAGCAUUCCGUCAUCGUGAUUGAAAGCCUGGUAAGUCGGUUGAGGCGCUUUGGCGUCGACAGUGAUAGACUUCGAUUUGUUGAUAUUUUAUUUUCUUCUUCCAUCACGGAAAUCUUCAACACAAUGCAUUGUACUUUU
This is a messenger RNA of Boeremia exigua, 1970 nucleotides long. Its product is annotated as glucooligosaccharide oxidase-like protein. The record is from RefSeq and is a predicted model, not a curated record. Gene Ontology annotation, molecular function: oxidoreductase activity; FAD binding. The transcript is spliced from 2 exons. The coding region runs from base 340 to 1851 and encodes 503 amino acids. Lineage: Eukaryota; Fungi; Ascomycota; Dothideomycetes; Pleosporales; Didymellaceae.